Priapulus caudatus is the source of this 1596-nucleotide messenger RNA. RefSeq names its product putative ankyrin repeat protein RF_0381. Gene Ontology annotation, molecular function: protein binding. The transcript has 7 exons. NCBI's taxonomy places the organism in Eukaryota, Metazoa, Priapulida, Priapulimorpha, Priapulimorphida, Priapulidae. Bases 1 to 1596 code for a protein of 531 amino acids. The record is from RefSeq and is a predicted model, not a curated record.
AUGCUGCUCUCACACGGCGCCGAUGCCAACGUCGUGGACUCGCAAGGACAGACCUCCCUGCACUACGCGGCUAGCUCUGGCUGGCUGGACAUCAUGUGCCUGCUACUGGAGGCCGGCGCUGACGCCAACGUCGCCAAUACGAAGAGUGGGGCGACGCCGCUGAUGAAGGCGGUGACGGAGGGCAAGGAGGCGACGGUGCGGAUGAACUCCCUGUACAUGGCGGCUUGCUCUGGCCAGCUGGACAUCGUGCGCCUGCUACUGGAGGCCGGCGCCAACGCCAACGCCGCGGACUCGUACGGAGUGACCUCCUUGCACAUCGCGGCUUGCCCUGGCAGGCUGGACAUCAUGCGCCUGCUACUGGAAGCCGGCGCCGACCCCAAUGUCGCCGAGACGAAGAGCGGGGAUACGCCGCUGAUGUGGGCGGUGACGGAGGGCGAGGAGGCGGUGGUGCGGAUGCUGCUCUCACACGGCGCCGACGCCAACGCCGCAGACUCGUACGGACAGACCUCACUGUACCACGCGGCUUGCUUUGGCCGGCUGGACAUCGUGCGCCUGCUACUGGAAGCCGGCGCCGACGCCAACGCCGCGGACUCGUACGGAGUGACCUCCUUGCACAUCGCGGCUUGCUACAGGCAACUGGACAUCGUGCGCCUGCUACUGGAGGCCGGCGCUGACCCCAACGUCGCCGAGACGAAUAAGGGAGAGACGCCACUGAUGAGGGCGGUGGAGGAGGACGAGCAGAUGAUGGAGCGGAUACUGCUCUCACACGGCGUCGACGCCUACACCGCAGACUCGCAAGGAGAGACCUCCCUGUACCACGCGUCGCACGGACAGACCUCCCUGCACACGGCGGCUCUCUCUGGCCAGCUGGACAUCAUGCGUAUGCUACUGGAGGCCGGUGUAGAUCUAAACGUUGCCGCGACGGAAGAAAUGAAGAGUUUCACCGCGUUACACUACUCCUGUGAUCGACUUCGAACCGAGAUGAUUACUCACCUCUUGAAACACGGAGCUGACCCGAACCUCGUCGAUUGUAACAAGAGGACGCCGCUCGCUAUAAUAGGCAGCCAGGCGGAGGCCGGCGCCGACCCCAACGUCACCACGACGAAGAGCGGGGAGACGCCGCUGAUGAAGGUGAUGAGGAAGUGCGAGGAGGCGCAUGAGCGGGUGAAUAAGCUCACACACGACGGCGACUACUUGGACAGACAGGCCAGCAUAUACCAGUACCUCGAGACUUGCUCUGGCAGGCUAGACAUCAUGCGCUUGCUACUGGAGGCCGGCGCUGACCCCAACGUCGCUGAUACGGACAGCAGGGAUACGCCGCUGAUGAUGGCGAUGCUGCUCUCACACGGCGCUGACGCCAACGCCGCGGACUCGUACGGAUGGACCUCCCUGUACGACGCGGCUCGCUCUGGCCGGCUGGACAUCAUGCGUCUGCUACUGGAGGCCGGUGCCGACCCCAACGUCGCCGAUACGAGCGGGGAGACGCCCAUGAUGAUGGCGGUGAAUAAGGUUGGAAAAGCGGGUGGAGCAUUGGGAAGCGGUGGUCCCAAGGCAUAUUUAAGUGCUGUCCAUGCUUUGGCAAUCCUCCAGGCUUAA